CACUUGGCAGAGUGACUGUGUCUGAGAGAGGUUCAAAACUGCUGUGGUGACAGAGGAAGAAAGAGCAAAAUGAAAGAGAGAUAAGCACGCAAGAGAAAGCCAUAAUGUGGGCAGGAUCUACUCAUUUAUAACAAACCUACAGAACUUAAAAGCAUAUUGUGUCUUUGUAUGGAAGGAGAAGUGGAGUUGGAAGCCUUUUUUGGAGGUCAUGGAAACCACACCUUCCCCUAUACCUGCAUCUGACGAGUGCAAUAAUUUAACUUCCAACUCCUCCAAUACUGGUGAACCACAGAUGGUGAUUCUGGGCACACUCAUGUCCAUUCUCGUUCUGGUCAUCGUCUUCGGCAAUAUAUUGGUGAUUACAGCCAUUGGCCGCUUCCAGCGACUCCAGACUGUCACAAACUGCUUCAUUACGUCACUUGCGUGUGCAGACCUGGUCAUGGGAUUGGUGGUGGUGCCUUUCGGCGCCGUUUUCAUCAUCCUUGACACUUGGCACUUUGGCAAAUUCUGGUGUAAUUUCUGGACGGCCACCGAUGUUCUGUGUGUCACAGCAAGUAUAGAGACGCUCUGUGUCAUCGCUCUGGAUCGCUACCUAGCCAUAACAUCUCCCUUCCACUACCAGUCCUUACUGACCAAGGGCAGAGCUCGCAUUGUUGUGCUGCUGGUGUGGGUCAUCGCCGGGCUCAUUUCCUUCCUACCCAUCUAUAUGGGUUGGUGGAUUUCCGAUACUACUGUUGCAAAGAGCUGCCUGAAGAAUGUUACCUGCUGUGACUUCAACACCAGUCCCGCUUAUGCCAUCAUCUCAUCAAUAAUCUCUUUCUACAUCCCCCUGGUCAUUAUGAUCUUCGUCUAUAGCCGCGUCUUCCAGGAGGCAAGGAAGCAGCUGAAGAAGAUACACAAAAGUGAGGGACGAUUUCAUGCUCAGAACAAUGGCAAAAAGCAAGAGGAAGCAAACAUCCACUGUGAAGCAAGGACUGGCAAGAAGCCUAAGUUCUGCUUGAAGGAACAUAAAGCUUUGAAGACUUUGGGCAUCAUUAUGGGUAUAUUCACGCUGUGCUGGCUCCCGUUCUUUGUACUACAUGUGGUCACGGCCAUAUAUGGGAAAGAAUUGAACAAUAUUGCAUUCAAAAUCUUAAACUGGAUCGGUUACGCUAACUCAGCCUUUAACCCACUGAUCUACUGUAGAAGUCCAGAGUUCAGGUACGCUUUCAAGGAGCUCCUGCACCUCAACAGGUCACGCUACCCUAACGAUAGGCCAGUCAAUGGAUAUGCAUAUAGUGGGCACAGCUGGAAAAGUGAGCACCGAGGGCGAAGCAAAGGCAGCUCAGAAGACAGUGACCCAGCUGAGGGCAACUCUGAGAAAGAGGGAUGCAUGUCAGCAGAUAAAACAGACUCUGAUGGGAACUGCAGUAAAAACAUAAUGUGUUGUAAAUCACCUUGCGAGUCCUGACUCUAAAGGUUUCACAUAAGGACAGGUUAUGCCUCAUCUGGUAAGUGGCCAGCGUUGGGUGUGUGUUUGAUAAAGGGACAUUUUUAAAUAUUUGUUUUCCUCAUCUACCUCAUUGCUUUCUCUUCUAAAUUCACUUGCUCUGUCGGUUCAUUUCACAAUGACCCUGCUCAAUAAACUGUUUGUGCCUUUAAAAAAGUAGUUUCAGCUAAAGAAAACAACGGCUAACUAGAAGCUAAAAAUGCUUAUCAAUUCAGAAUCAAAUGAGCAGAAAUGCUUGGAGAGAUUGUACUUCUUUGAUAGCAAAAAGACACUUUGAAGUGGUUGUUCACUAAAGGGACAUUCCUCCUGUGUCAUAUUUCUGUAAUUUUUCUUAAACUUAGAAACUGAAUUGCAGUUUUAAAGAAUGAUCUGCUUUCAUUAGAUUAACAGAGUAACAGGUAUUGGCUUCUGAAACAUUAUGACUGUAACUUAGCUAAAAUCGGAUGCUUUAAUAUUACAUCAUUCAGUUAUUCAGGCUCACAUCUGAACAAAAAACACAAGCAUUACUUCACAUAAUGUAUAAGGUUCAUUAAUUAAUUAUUCAUAAAAUAAUUACACCACAUAAAAAUUCUUACACCUGCCACACCCCUGUUUUAGAGUACAUCUAAAAAUGUCUGGGUUAAAACUGACUCAAUUGGUUAGUCAUCACAGAAACAACGCCUCUUACCACAAUGAAAGAGGAAGAGAAACCUUAUGUGCAUACCAGCUUGUUUAAGGAAAUUACUUAAUUAUAAAUUUCAGUCUUUUAGUCAUGUGAUUCAAGCCGAGUAAUCUUAGAUGGAAGUCAACAAAUAUAAACCAUUUUAUGCUAAUGCACAACGUCGCAUUUUCACAGCAUAAACAAAAAUCUGUAUCUCUUGCUUAAAACAUGUACGAUAACAGAACUUCCCUGGUUAUUCACCCUAGGCCUAUUCUUAACGUUUUCCAGUAAAAAUUAGCAAGUUCAACAAUCCUCAGUGUAAAUCUCUGAGUUUCAGUGUUUAUCAAAGUCAUUAUGUGCCUCCCCCUCAAAAGAUUAAAAAUAAAUAAAUAAACAUUAUCUAGAAAGAUAAGUAAGUUAGGAGGCAUCGAGUUUCCUGUCGAGUUCAGCUAAUGCAUGCAGUGUAAAUCACGCAGCUGUGUCCCUGUUUCCUCACUUACUCACAUUUCUGACCCAGGCGUUUAAUCUAAUGUUCCAUGCAUAUCAUAAACUGCGUAAGUGGUAAACCGUUUCAAUGCUUGUCAGUGUCUGUGAACUAUUAAUUUAGGGCAAGUGUCUCUCUGUUACUGUGCAGCCUGUUUAUGCUGUCGAAAACUGUGAACUUUGCUCUUUAGGAACUCUCUUCAUAUCAGUUGUGGCUUUUUGUUGUCUUGGUCAAUUUAAUGUGCAAAGCAAAACACUUUGAGGAUUUCAAACAUUUCUGUAUUUUUCCUUUAAUGGAUAAAAUGUAGUGAUAAUGCAUUUCUGUUUCAAUGAAGCAUUACAUCAAAGUGCAGUUUAAAACCAGCUUCCUAAAAGAGCGCACUGUAAAUCUGUUCAAUAUUUUACAUGGGAAAAAUAAGUCAAACAAUGUCAAUGUAUGUAAAUAUAUAUAUAUUGAAAAAAUGCUCGGUCACUGUAAACACAUGGACUACCAAGCAACAGCAUGCAUGUCCUUUUUCAGUAAGUGAAAGUGAAUGUGACCACUUAGACAGAUUUUUUUUAACUCUGCACCCUUCUGGGAAGGAUUUUCUCAACAUGUAGAUCACAGUAAGCUCUCGUGUAAAACUCUGACCUGUACCACCUUGUGCUAAAUGAAAUAUUUGUGCAAUCUUUGCUUCGACUGUGGUAAUGUGUUUAACAGUUGUGUUAUGACUUUAUUAUAAUAUUGCCUUCUCUGUGGACACACCUAACCUGUUGAGUAAAGUGUUUACAUUCACAAAUGUCUUUCAGUUAGACAUAGGUCACAGAUUAUUUGCAUGUAAAUUGUCAUGAAUUGCACUGCAUCAUGUUAGUGAUUAAGCAAUGCUCUAAAGUUAAUUACGCUAUAGACAUCAUAUUGAUGCCACAUUCAGCAUUUAAUGUGCACUAAGUAUUUUUUUCAAUAGUAAGUUUAACAAAUUUGUAGAGUCUAAUCACUUCAUUGCAUUCCAUCAUCUGUGUCUGUACAAGACAAGACAUUUCAUAGGCACCUUUUGGUUUUAAAAUGUUCUGCUUCACAGUUUGAAACAGACAUUUUGGAAAUUGCCUGGAAGGAGAUUAAUUGUCACAUUUGUAAGUACAGACACAGUGUGCGCAGCCUCUUACUGAUGCAUGAAGAUGUGACUAAAAAUGGCCUGAAUAUUGCGAGUAGAUUUCAAAUUCGUAAUGCAAAUAAAAAAGUUCAGUGAAAGCUUCCCACUCAACAACCUUUUUAGAAACUCUUACUUCAUGGCAUGUGUACUGUAUAUAAUAUUGUUCCAGUAUGAUGUUUACUUACAUUUCUUUGAGCUACUUUCAAGCUCAAAAGUUUUACGUUUUAUCACUGUUUUGUUGAACUACAGUGAAGUACGUUCAACAAUAUUUGUCUAUAGUUGUAUUUAUGAAAUACAAGUGUCAUGCCAUUUGUAUUCUGUAAUAAAUUAUGUAUUUAAUGUA
Messenger RNA from Carassius gibelio (silver crucian carp), 4085 nucleotides. RefSeq names its product beta-2 adrenergic receptor. The coding region runs from base 209 to 1450 and encodes 413 amino acids. Gene Ontology annotation, cellular component: membrane. The transcript has 2 exons. Lineage: Eukaryota; Metazoa; Chordata; Actinopteri; Cypriniformes; Cyprinidae. The record is from RefSeq and is a predicted model, not a curated record. Gene Ontology annotation, molecular function: beta2-adrenergic receptor activity; norepinephrine binding. Gene Ontology annotation, biological process: norepinephrine-epinephrine-mediated vasodilation involved in regulation of systemic arterial blood pressure; adenylate cyclase-activating adrenergic receptor signaling pathway; negative regulation of smooth muscle contraction.